AUGUCCUCAACAAUGACCCUGACGAUGCCUGCCCUCCCGCAACCAAGACUGAGCACAAUCCCCUGCUGCCCCAGCUGCGGCAACGACCUCUCCUUGUCCUUCAUCCCAAAGGACCCCUCCGCCGACGCCCAAUCCCUCGCCCUCACCGCCGCCCAGAAGCAGAUCCAGGACCUCGAGGCCCAGGUCCGCCUCCUGAACCAGAAGGCCACCGCCGCCGUCGACCGCUGGGCCGACUACGAGGAUGAGCUGGGGAAGCUCAAGGCCGAGCUGAGGAAACGCAACAACAGCACCCCUGCCGCCAACAGCAACCCCAGGCCGCAGACCCCCACCCUGCGCGAGACCCCCUCGUCCCCGGCCACAAACAGCUCCGUCGGCAGCCCCGGCGCCGCCGUCACCAGCUUCGCCUCCGCCGCGAGCAGCCGCAUCUCCGCCUACCUGUCGCGCAAGUCCACCCCGAACCUCAAGGCCCAGCAGCCCGCCGCCGGCCACCAGUCCUCCCUGAGCACCUCGUCCCUGCUCCCCGCCGGCACGCCCCCCGCCGCCAGCCCGGGCCACCAGAGCAGCCGGAGCACCUCGUCGCUCGCCCCGCCCCGCACCCCCGGCGGCACCCCCCUGACCCUCUCCCUCUCCGGCGGCAAGGUCACCUGGACCCCCGGCCACUCGCCCGCCCCCUCGAGCGACGACCUCCUCGAGGCCCUCACCCGCGAGCAGCAGCUCCGCCUCGCCGCCGAGGGCAAGCUCAACGACUCGAGCAAGGAGAUCGAGGACCUGAGCGUCACCCUGUUCGAGCAGGCCAACGAGAUGGUCGCCACCGAGCGGAGGGCCCGCGCCCGCCUCGAGGAGCGCGUCGGCGAGCUGGAGCGCCGCGAGAACGAGAAGAAGAGGCGCCUCGAGAGGCUCGAGCAGGCCAUGGGCCGCAUCGAGAGGGCGCGGGCGCUUCUGAAUAGUGGUGCGGAUGCCAGUGUUGCCGAGAAGAGGGUUAGUGCCUAG
Molecule: messenger RNA, 990 nt
Organism: Diaporthe batatas
Lineage: Eukaryota; Fungi; Ascomycota; Sordariomycetes; Diaporthales; Diaporthaceae
Exons: 1
Coding region: 1-990 (329 amino acids)
Biological process (GO): exocytosis
Cellular component (GO): cell tip; Golgi to plasma membrane transport vesicle
Molecular function (GO): guanyl-nucleotide exchange factor activity
Source: RefSeq, a predicted model, not a curated record